Messenger RNA from Gongylonema pulchrum, 600 nucleotides. The record is from the annotation of a GenBank genome assembly. Lineage: Eukaryota; Metazoa; Nematoda; Chromadorea; Rhabditida; Gongylonematidae.
AUGCCACGCUUCGAUGGUGCUGUGAGACCAGUGUUUGCUCGGCCUCUGUAUUAUUUCUCGUAUCGUGGGCUGCGCGCAUAUCGCAGCGACUCGAGCAGAACAUACUACGAUGUGUUGGGUGUGAAACCGGAUGCCACAGCAGCUGAAAUCAAAAGCGCCUUUUAUAAAUUAGACUGUGCUAUCUUUCUGCUACAGCGAAGUAUGAUUUUUGGAUUUGGAAAUUUAAAGAAUAAUUUAACACUAAACGCUUAUUUAGAGCACUCUUUUGUUAAGGAAAUUGUGCUAAUUAGCCAACACCAUCCGGAUGCUUCAAAAUGCUCAGGUGACGGACAUAAGCAUGCAGCGCUAUAUCUGGAAAUCAGAGAUGCUUAUGAGGUUCUCAAGGACAAGAAAAAGCGACGAGAGUAUGAUUUGGGGCUCUUGGAUUCUUCACGUUCUCGUUUACGAUAUCGAGAGCAACCGACGGAUAACGAGGGCCGCCAACGCCACAAUGUCCCAUAUAAUUUUGGUGUGAGGAGUCAUUUAAUUAUUCAAGAAAAUCUCAAUACGAAAAUGAAAAUUGGUUUGAAUGGUACGCUAGACGAAGAGAAGAAUCUAUGA